Closterium sp. Naga37s-1 is the source of this 615-nucleotide messenger RNA. Lineage: Eukaryota; Viridiplantae; Streptophyta; Zygnematophyceae; Desmidiales; Closteriaceae. The record is from the annotation of a GenBank genome assembly.
AUGGCGCCCGACAGGCUGUUGUCGCCCAAGGACCUGAAUCACGGGCACGCAGGGGAGGGUGUGGACGAGGAGGAAGAGAAUGGGGAGCACCGCAUUCCCCGCUGUUGGGCAACAUUCUUGUGCAAGCCAUCUCAGCAGCACCGUGGUGCGGUGCCGCUGCCUGUCUGCUGCCCCUUUGCGCCCUUCAUUGCCUGCUCCCUCGCUCUCCUCUUUGGCCGCGCUCCGUCUCUUUCCCUCCCAACGUCUCUACCCCCAUUGUGCUCCCGCAUUCACCGCUCGUACGCCCCUUUCUCUCCGUCUCCCGCCCACCCCCCCGGUUCCCCCCCCGGUGCCUGGGACCGUGCGCACAUGGCGGAGAUCAUGCCGCUUGGAUCGCACGUCAGCCCUUGCGCCAUGGUGCAGUCAGCGCCCGCGCGCCAUCCCCGCAGCCGCAUCCCCCACGCCUCUUCGCACGCCUGCAGGGCGGGGGCUGCGCGUACGGGGAGCGGUGGGGUAAGGGGGAACGCAUGCGCGAAGGAGACCCGCGGAGGGAGGGGAGAAGAGCUGCAGGUUGAGCGGGUGAGGCAACCAGACGCGGCACCGCACACGAUCAUGAAAAUUAAGCAGCUGGCAUGA